Molecule: messenger RNA, 1098 nt
Organism: Mus musculus (house mouse)
Lineage: Eukaryota; Metazoa; Chordata; Mammalia; Rodentia; Muridae
Gene: Clec4b2
Product: C-type lectin domain family 4, member b2
Exons: 5
Coding region: 186-644 (152 amino acids)
Cellular component (GO): plasma membrane
Molecular function (GO): carbohydrate binding
Source: RefSeq, a predicted model, not a curated record
UAGUGAGAAGUGUAGACUACCGUGACUUAUAUAUGUACAGCAUUGGCCAUUCUAGUGAAUUUAGCUUAGGGGGUGUGAAGGUUGACUGUGAGCGCUGACCUUUUUGAAAGGGGCCAGGAACCUGAGUCCUAUUUCAGAGAGGCAAAUACAAGAAGCCUGUGAUUUUCUGAACAUACAGCUCAAUAAUGAUGCAGGAAAGACCAGCCCAAGGGCAGGUAGUCUGCUGGUCCCUGAGACUCUGGAUGGCUGCUCUGAUUUCCAUCUUACUCCUCAGCACCUGUUUCAUUGCGAGUUGUGUAGUGACUUACCAGCUUAUGAUGAACAAGCCCAAUAGAAGACUAUCUGAACUCCACACAUACCAUUCCAAUCUCAUCUGCUUUAGUGAAGGAACUACGGUAUCAGAAAAGGUCUGGAGCUGUUGCCCAAAGGAUUGGAAGCCAUUUGGUUCCUACUGCUACUUCACUUCAACUGACUCUCGGGCAUCCCAGAAUAAGAGUGAGGAGAAGUGCUCUCUCAGGGGUGCUCAUCUGGUGGUGAUCCACAGCCAGGAAGAGCAGGUGUUGGUGCUGUCGCAGAAGGCUUUCCAGCAGAUAGGCAGAAAUGGUUGCUUCAGUCUUUGCUUUCUACAUCUUGGUCCCUCUUAAGUGCAACUAAACAACCUCCAAGGAACCUUGGCUUCAGAAAUGCAACAUCUGAAGCUGGAGGGAAAGGCAAAGUGCUUCAGCCUGAAAGACCAGUUUGUGGUUUCAGUACUCUAAUUCUUCCUGUAGAAUCAACUGCCUAACAGAGAAGGGUGCAGGGAAACAACACCCAAUUGUGAGGGCAAUGACAAGCCCUCAGAAAUGAAAUAUCUGAAGUUAUGAACAGAGAAUGAUUAGAUGUGCAAAAUUCUCUCAUGUACAACUAUCAGGAGUGGUAUUGGUGAAGAAAGGAGGAGCAUGAGUCUAAGUUGAGAAUUCAUUAUGAUUGUUGCCAGAGAUUGUUUGCAGUUGUGAAAACAUGAGUGAUGAUUUGACUGUGUCUUGAGGCAUUCACUCUUAAGGUGGGUGUUGGUGUGGCGGUGGCGGUGGGUGUGGGUGAAGAGACAUGCAUUUCUUG